This is a messenger RNA of Schizophyllum commune H4-8, 433 nucleotides long. RefSeq lists its product as uncharacterized. The coding region runs from base 61 to 315 and encodes 84 amino acids. The record is from RefSeq and is a predicted model, not a curated record. Lineage: Eukaryota; Fungi; Basidiomycota; Agaricomycetes; Agaricales; Schizophyllaceae. The transcript has a single exon.
ACGCAUGUCCUCCAGCGCAGUCACCGUUACCCCCCCCUACUUGCACCCGCGUUUCCCGGCAUGCGCAAGACUCGCGAUCGACAACUUGCUUCCGUACACCUUCUUGCUUCCUGCCCCAUCCUCGCGUGCGAAUCGAGCUCACUUGCGUCUGGUCUGCCCUUGUACACGACCGGUAAGCUGAUCUACGUCUACGCAGCGGUGUUCUGCACUCUCUUCCUAUUGCAUAAGGCAUUCCAUAUCCGCCAGCGCCCGCUGGCUUGUCGCCCACCGUCCAGCACAUCGCCCGCCUCCCGCACGCGACUCCGGCAUUGCUAAUGCAUCACCUGAUCGCGCCCGACACGCAAUCGUGAGGUGACGGCGCCCUGGUCGCGGAGAUGAUCUGGAAUUGGGCCCGCUGGCAGUCCCGAAGUAUUUGUACCCGCGUCCGCUCGUU